GUGGUCUCCAACCAACACCAACCCAUCUCUGUCUCUCUUUCCUCCUUUUCUUCCUCUCACACUCUCUCUCCUUUAUAUUUAAUAAUCUUCUCACACCCUUUGAAACUUCAGGGCUCAACCUCAAAUCAUAAUCAGCUCUCUCACACAAACAACCAUUUAGAGGUAACCCCCUUAUUGCUGUGAUCAUAAAACAAUUUCAUAAUCCUAAAUCCACUCACUUUGCAGCUUUUUACAAACCAAAAUGGCUUCUCCACCAGACACAAGCAAAACCAUAAAGCUUGAACGUUACAACAGCUACAUCAGAAAAGUUAACAGCACUAAACUCCUUAACGCUUCUUCCAAACUUCUCUUCCGUGCCACACUUUUAAUAGCACUUGUUCUUGUUUUCUUCUUCACCUUCAAUUAUCCACCACUCUCCGACUCCACCAACCACCACUUCCACACACACUCCCACUUCCUCACCUCCGCAUUCGGCGGUGGUGGAGCAUGGGAAAGACAUGUCCGUCACUCCGCCAUUCCCCGUCGUCCUAAUGGUUUCACCGUUCUUGUCACCGGCGCAGCUGGUUUCGUCGGUUCACACUGUUCCCUCGCUCUUAAAAAGCGCGGCGACGGUGUUAUCGGUUUAGACAAUUUCAACAGCUAUUAUGAUCCAUCUUUGAAACGCGCUCGUCAAGCUUUGUUAACUCAGCAUCAAAUCUUCAUAGUAGAAGGUGAUUUAAACGACGCGCCAUUAUUAACAAAACUCUUCGACGUUGUUCCGAUCACCCACAUCCUUCACCUCGCAGCACAAGCCGGAGUUCGUUACGCAAUGCAAAAUCCACAAUCUUACAUCAAAUCCAACAUUGCUGGUUUCGUUAACCUUCUAGAAGUUUCCAAAGCCGCAAAUCCUCAACCAGCGAUAGUUUGGGCUUCAUCAAGCUCCGUUUACGGUCUCAACACUGAAAAUCCAUUCUCCGAACUUCACCGGACAGAUCAACCGGCGAGUCUCUACGCCGCAACUAAAAAAGCCGGCGAAGAAAUCGCACAUACUUACAAUCACAUCUACGGUCUCUCCCUCACCGGACUCCGAUUCUUCACCGUCUACGGUCCUUGGGGAAGACCAGACAUGGCAUACUUUUUCUUCACCAAAGAUAUUCUCCACGGAAAAACGAUCGAUGUUUACCAGACACAAGAAGGUAAAGAAGUGGCGCGUGAUUUCACGUAUAUCGAUGAUAUCGUUAAAGGUUGUGUAGGAGCGUUGGAUACGGCGGAGAAAAGUACUGGAAGCGGAGGAAAGAAAAAAGGACCGGCGCAGUUAAGAAUUUACAAUCUCGGAAACACAUCGCCGGUGCCGGUGGGUAAACUUGUUUCGAUUCUUGAGAAUUUGUUAAGUACGAAAGCGAAGAAGCAUAUAAUUAAGAUGCCGCGAAACGGUGACGUUCCAUAUACACAUGCGAAUGUUACAAUGGCUUAUAAAGAUUUCGCGUAUAAACCAACGACGGAUCUCGCGACGGGGUUGAGAAAAUUCGUGAAGUGGUACGUUCGUUAUUAUGGGAUUCAGUCGAGGCUAAAAAAGGAAAAUGAAUUACCCGAGGAUUCCGCUUGAUUAUUAUUGUUGUUAUUCUCGUUGCAUCACAUCACAUCACAUGCCUCUCAUUUUCAACAGCAACGAAAAAGAACCUUCUCUCAUUUUUCUUGUUUUUUUUUUUUUUUUGGAAUUAUUUGUUGUUAAUUAUUAUUGUGUCGGUGAAUUAAGUUAUAUAGAUAUAUAAA
Molecule: messenger RNA, 1752 nt
Organism: Medicago truncatula (barrel medic)
Lineage: Eukaryota; Viridiplantae; Streptophyta; Magnoliopsida; Fabales; Fabaceae
Product: UDP-glucuronate 4-epimerase 6
Exons: 1
Coding region: 242-1585 (447 amino acids)
Source: RefSeq, a predicted model, not a curated record